Parnassius apollo (apollo) is the source of this 264-nucleotide messenger RNA. The record is from the annotation of a GenBank genome assembly. Lineage: Eukaryota; Metazoa; Arthropoda; Insecta; Lepidoptera; Papilionidae.
AUGUCGCAAGGGUUAACUGAAAGUAAUGAAAAUUGUGUUUUUUAUGACGAAGAACGCAAUAGACAGUUUGAAGAAAAUGAAAGACAGAAAGAAACACUUAAUGACGAAGCAGAGAGAGAGAAAGAAACAGAAAAUGUUGAUGUAGAAGAUGUAGAAGAGAGAGAGGAAGAAACAGGAAAUGCUGAAGAGGAAGAUGAAGAUGCAGAGAGAGAGGAAGAAACGGAAAAUACUGAGGAGGAAGAUGAAGAGCAGGAAAAGUGGUGA